This is a messenger RNA of Mesitornis unicolor (brown roatelo), 1357 nucleotides long. It is a transcript of the gene P2RY1, whose product is annotated as purinergic receptor P2Y, G-protein coupled, 1. Gene Ontology annotation, molecular function: G protein-coupled ADP receptor activity; A1 adenosine receptor binding; ATP binding. Gene Ontology annotation, biological process: platelet activation; relaxation of muscle; phospholipase C-activating G protein-coupled receptor signaling pathway. Lineage: Eukaryota; Metazoa; Chordata; Aves; Mesitornithiformes; Mesitornithidae. The transcript has a single exon. Bases 4 to 1095 code for a protein of 363 amino acids. Gene Ontology annotation, cellular component: plasma membrane. The record is from RefSeq and is a predicted model, not a curated record.
AUCAUGACCGAAGUCCUCUUCUCUGCUGCUUUGAAUGGAACUGAGCCCAACCUGUUGUCCAGCAGUGGCUGGUCGGCGAGCAACGCCACCACCAAGUGUUCCCUGACCAAAACUGGCUUCCAGUUCUAUUACCUGCCUACCGUCUACAUUCUGGUCUUCAUCACUGGAUUUUUGGGCAACAGCGUGGCCAUCUGGAUGUUUGUCUUCCAUAUGAGGCCUUGGAGCGGCAUCUCAGUUUACAUGUUCAACUUGGCGCUGGCCGAUUUCCUGUAUGUUUUGACUCUGCCUGCCCUCAUCUUUUACUACUUCAACAAAACAGACUGGAUCUUCGGCGAUAUCAUGUGCAAGCUGCAGAGGUUCAUCUUCCAUGUGAACCUGUACGGCAGCAUUUUGUUCCUGACUUGCAUAAGCGUGCACAGGUACACAGGAGUGGUGCACCCCCUGAAGUCUCUGGGGAGGCUGAAGAAGAAGAAUGCAGUGUACAUCAGCACCCUGGUCUGGGUCCUGGUGGUGGCAGUGAUUUCUCCGAUACUCUUCUACUCGGGAACUGGGAUAAGGAGAAACAAAACCACAACGUGCUACGACACGACGGCCGAUGAUUACCUGAGAAGUUACUUCGUUUACAGCAUGUGCACCACCGUGCUGAUGUUCUGCAUCCCAUUCAUACUGAUUCUUGGUUGCUAUGGGCUAAUUGUGAAAGCUUUGAUUUACAAGGAUUUGGACAACUCUCCUCUCCGGAGAAAGUCGAUUUACCUGGUUAUUAUUGUGUUGACGGUCUUUGCUGUGUCUUACCUUCCCUUCCAUGUGAUGAAGACCUUAAAUCUAAGAGCCAGGCUGGAUUUUCAGACUCCGCAGAUGUGUGCCUUCAAUGAUAAGGUUUACGCCACUUACCAAGUGACCAGGGGUCUGGCCAGCCUCAACAGCUGCGUUGACCCCAUCCUUUACUUCCUGGCAGGUGACACCUUUCGGAGGCGGCUUUCCAGGGCCACCAGGAAAUCGUCCAGAAGAAGUGAACACAACGUGCAGUCCAAAAGCGAGGAAAUGACUCUCAAUAUUUUGUCAGAGUACAAACAGAAUGGAGAUACCAGUUUGUGAACAAAUGCGAAAGGUUUGGGAACGGUUUGAAAAAAUCCUCCACUUUGCAACAGCAGGACGCUGUAGUGCUACAAGUGUGUGAGGAAAAUCUACCAGUCUCUCAGAUUCAUUGUAGGUGAAGCCUCAUUUCCGGUCCUAGAAAAUGCUUAACAAAGUGGAAGAAUUUUAAUGGAAAAUAACAUGUCAAAAUUUACCUUCUCCUUAUAAUGUUCUCAUUUCCUUCUGACUUUUGUCAGAUAAAGUAAAAUGAAGUAAAUCCCCU